This is a messenger RNA of Macadamia integrifolia, 1949 nucleotides long. RefSeq names its product putative glycerol-3-phosphate transporter 5. The coding region runs from base 166 to 1677 and encodes 503 amino acids. Gene Ontology annotation, cellular component: membrane. The record is from RefSeq and is a predicted model, not a curated record. Gene Ontology annotation, biological process: transmembrane transport; phosphate ion homeostasis. NCBI's taxonomy places the organism in Eukaryota, Viridiplantae, Streptophyta, Magnoliopsida, Proteales, Proteaceae. Gene Ontology annotation, molecular function: transmembrane transporter activity. The transcript is spliced from 2 exons.
CACAUCAACGCGAGGAUCUAGACAGAAAUGAAUUCAACAAGAAAGCGAGAAUGAAUCCAACAAGCCUGACCUUUUUUCCGGUAAUGGCGGAAGAUCUGAUCCCGAAUGGUCUGAUCUUUCUCUGUGUUUCGUCUUCAGUUCUUCGUUGAACUGAAAAUCAAGAAAAUGGAAGCCAAUUCCCGAAACAUAGCUCCCGGUUUCACUCUCCUUUGUGCAACCAAACCCUCCGGAAGAACUAUAGUUUUCUAUCAAACUCUAGUCCUUCUCAUCACCUUCUCCGCUUACGCAUCGUUCCAUGCCUCUCGGAAGCCUCCGAGCAUCGUUAAGAGUGUACUAGGUCCGCAGAUUCAAUCGAGCGACUCUGAAUUAGGCAAGAAUUCGAGCUCAAUCGAUACAGGUUGGGCUCCUUUUGAUGGAAAACGUGGACCUCACAGGUUGGGUGAGCUCGAUCUUGCUUUCCUCUCAGCUUACUCGAUCGGAAUGUUUUUUGCUGGACAUAUCGGAGAUCGGAUCGAUCUUCGGGUUUUUCUUUCAUUUGGAAUGUUUGCUAGUGGGAUUUCUACAAUUGUUUUUGGGUUAGCUUAUUGGUGGAAGAUUCAUUCUUUAGGGUUCUUUUUACUGGUUCAGAUCAUUAGUGGAUUGUUUCAGUCGACGGGUUGGCCUUGUGUUGUCUCUGUUGUUGGUAAUUGGUUCGGGAAAUCGAAGAGAGGGUUGAUAAUGGGGAUAUGGAAUUCGCACACUUCGGUUGGGAAUAUACUGGGUUCGAUUGUUGCCUCGUCAGUUUUAGUAUUCGGUUGGGGUUGGUCCUUUGUCUUACCUGGGAUUUUCAUUAUUGUGGUCGGAGUAGUGGUUUUCCUGUUCCUGAUUUUGACUCCGGAAGAUGCAGGGUUUGAAUCCCCUGUAAAAGAUAUAGAGAUGAGUUCAGAAGCUGAAUAUGUGAAUACCUCAGAGGAAACCAGGGGAGAAGGAGAGAGUCUCCUCCAGUCUGGGUCUCCGGAUUCAGCUGCUGCAAUUGGAUUCUUGGAGGCUUGGAGGUUACCUGGUGUGGCCCCAUAUGCCUUCUGCCUCUUCUUCUCCAAGCUCGUGGCUUAUACUUUCCUGUACUGGUUGCCCUUCUAUAUAAGACACACAGCUGUUGCUGGAGUGCAUUUAUCACAUGAAACUGCUGGAAUGCUUUCUACAAUAUUUGAUGUUGGAGGAGUAUUUGGUGGGAUCUUGGCAGGAUAUAUUUCUGAUAGGAUUGAGGGUCGUGCAGUUACUUCAAUUAUAUUCUUGAUAUUCUCAGUCCCAGCUCUUAUUUUGUACAGAACUUAUGGAAGCAUCUCUAUGUACUUCAGCAUUGGAUUGAUGUUUAUAUCUGGAUUGCUUGUGAAUGGCCCAUACUCGUUAAUUACAACAGCUGUUGCUGCUGAUCUGGGUACACAGAGCUUGAUCAAAGGAAAUUCCAAGGCUUUGGCUACAGUGACGGCCAUCAUAGAUGGUACUGGUUCAGUUGGGGCAGCUUUAGGUCCUCUAUUGACUGGAUAUAUUUCCUCUACAGGAUGGAACAGUGUAUUCUUUAUGCUUAUUGUUGCUAUUCUUCUUGCGGUUUUGUUCUUGAUUCGCCUUGCACGAGCUGAGAUUACUAGCAUGUUGAGUGAGGGAAAAUGGUUUUGGGAAAGCAUGACAGUGAGGUGAGAGGAACCUUUCUUGCUUGGCCAACAUUCAUCUAUGUUUCUUCUCCUUUCAUUCUUUAUACCCAGAUAAUCUUUGAUUUGCAGUUAUACUUGUAAAAUUAGUACACUACAAUACAGUUGAAUAUCACCAUAUUCCUCCCAUUUUGUUUAGGGAGGUCUGACAUACUGGUGUAACAUGUGUUGUAAUCUUCUACUGUUCCAUUAUUAGAAUUUGGAUUUUAGAUCUUGUAAAUAUACCUAUUGGACCAGAAUAGAAUACCAAAAUAUUCUUAA